AAAUGUGAUCCUACCUUUAAUUUCACAAUAUCUAAAUAUAACAAUUGCCGCUGUUCACCUCCAACUGGAGACGAAGGCACGUGUGGAUGGACUGAGUGGGGUGAAUGGAUAUUCAGCUCAUGUAUGCAGUCAGAUAUCCAGGAAACUGAUGGUACAGUCGUUGGAUCAUGUCCAGAGUAUGGAAGAAGAACAUGUAAUCGAACUAGGACUUGUACUUGUCCUACAAAUGUCGGAGAUUCGCAAUGUGUUGGAGCAUCAAUUCAACAUAAAUCUGAGCAAUGUUGUAGAUUAAAAGAAGAAGAGUGUCCCCCUGAAGGUGACCAAGGGUAUGGAGGAAACCCUCCAACAUCUUGCUGUAUGGACGGGAAGUGGUACGUCCCUCUUGGCGGAAGAGAUUACACCAUUAGAGAAGUGUCUGAUGACAAACCAAUACCAAUGAAAUGUGAUCCUACCUUUAAUUUUACAAUAUCUAAAUAUAACAAUUGCCGCUGUUCACCUCCAAC
This is a messenger RNA of Owenia fusiformis, 503 nucleotides long. Lineage: Eukaryota; Metazoa; Annelida; Polychaeta; Sabellida; Oweniidae. The record is from the annotation of a GenBank genome assembly.